AUGGCGGCCCCUGUGGUCGAGGCUUCUCGAGCUGUUCUCCCCGAGGCUCUCAAGCCAGGCCCACCCCGGCAGAAAUCUCAAGCCAUGGAAUCCGUCGAGGACAUCCUCUAUGGUUCGAUCGCCGGCAUAAUCGGAAAGUACAUCGAAUACCCCUUCGACACGGUCAAGGUCAGGCUGCAAUCGCAGCCCGACCACCUCCCACUACGAUACACGGGACCCUUGGACUGUUUCCGCCAGUCCCUCAAACAAGACGGAUUUUCAGGACUAUACCGGGGCAUAAGCGCGCCCUUGGUGGGCGCAGCACUCGAAACGAGCAGCCUGUUCUUCUUCGAGCGGCUGGGAAGAGAGACCGUGUACAAGUCGGGGCUGUGCGCGAAGGACCAGGCCCUCCCGCUGCCAGCGCUCUGGUUUACUGGCGCUUUCUCCGGUGCCUUCACCUCCUUCGUCUUGACACCAAUUGAGCUUGUCAAGUGCAAGAUCCAGGUGCCCGCAACGGCGAGCUCGGAUGGCAUGGUACACAAAGCACCGAGCGUUCCCUCCGUGAUACGGGACGUGUACAAGCAUGAAGGAGUCAUCGGUUUCUGGCACGGCCAGAUGGGAACAUUCCUCCGAGAGGCCGGUGGGUGCGCCGCCUGGUUCGGGUUCAAAGAAACUACAACCAAGCUGUUCUACGUUUGGAACGAGCGCGGAAUCCACACACAGGCCGAGAAAGAUGCGCUGCGCACAGAGGCCCUUCCGCUCUGGCAGCAGGCCGUUGCCGGCGCCUCGGCAGGCAUGUCGUACAACUUCCUCUUCUUCCCUGCCGACACGAUCAAAUCCAGGAUGCAGACCACGGCCGUCGGAGGGACGGCGAAGAAGAACACUUUCUUCCAGGAGGGGGCCGCGCUGUGGCAUCAGCAUGGCCUACGAGGAAUGUACCGCGGAUGUGGCAUAACCGUCCUCCGGUCCGCACCAAGCUCAGCGUUUAUUUUCAUGAUAUAUGAUGGACUGAAGCGACAUUUGCCGCUCUGA
Messenger RNA from Neoarthrinium moseri, 1011 nucleotides. RefSeq lists its product as uncharacterized. Bases 1 to 1011 code for a protein of 336 amino acids. The record is from RefSeq and is a predicted model, not a curated record. NCBI's taxonomy places the organism in Eukaryota, Fungi, Ascomycota, Sordariomycetes, Amphisphaeriales, Apiosporaceae. The transcript has 2 exons. Gene Ontology annotation, molecular function: L-ornithine transmembrane transporter activity. Gene Ontology annotation, biological process: mitochondrial L-ornithine transmembrane transport.